AUGAAAAGGCUUUGGCUGUUUGUUUUCAGUGCAAUUCUGGUGACUGCACAUGCUCUCACUGUGGAAGCACCUGCCAAGGAAACACAAGUGGCACGAGGGAACAAUGUUACUCUCCACUGCCAGUUUAAAACAGAAGCUUCCAUUGACUCAGGAGACAUUGUUGUCUGGAGAAAACUCAAUAGUGUGGAUGAUGCUGUCACUAGGUAUUUUGAUGGACUUGUCCAGUACGGCAAGGGCUACAAAAACCGCAUACAGUUCAGUGGUGAUGUAAAUGCAGGGGAUGUGAGUAUCACCAUCAAUGCAGUGACCAUGGCAGACAACGGCACAUAUGUGUGCAGCGUGCGGCUGAGGAAUGACCCCCCCCGGCAGAUCACAACCUUGGCUCUUUUUGUCCUUGUUGCACCAUCCAAGCCAGAAUGCAAGGUUUUGGGGACAGCAGAAUAUGGACAGACAAUCAAUCUGACCUGCAAUUCUCAUGAGGGCUCCCCAAAGCCCAGAUAUACCUGGCAAAGCUUCAAUGUACAAAAUGAGCCCCGUGCACUACAAACAACAGAAGGGGAACAAAUAACUCUGAAGAACAUCUCGGUGGAUACCUCUGGCUUUUACAUCUGCACUUCAACAAACAUUGUGGGAAAGGAGUUUUGCAACAUGACAGUCAGCGUAUUGCCACCAUCCAUGAACAUAGCUCUCUACGCUGGCAUCAUUGGUGGAGCUGUUGCUGCAAUUACAGUUAUUAGUAUUUUAGUCUAUUGCUGCUGCUGUCAGACAGAGAAGGAAAAGGACUAUGAGAUGACGGAGCAAGAAGAUAAAAGUGAACACUCCAAGGAGACACCUGCAAGGCAUCUGAGAGCAGAGGAUGAUGUUGAAGAUGAAUGAAGAAAGAAGCAAGAAGCCAGUGCCAUCUUCAGGCUUUAAUGAGGCACAGACACCACUGCAGAGAAGAAACCAAUCCCUCGUUUUUACUGCGAGAUUUUUCAGAAUAAUAAGGUGAAAGCUGAUGGCUCUGCCUUCCAAGUUCUGGAAGAGAAUUCUUGUCUCUCUGGAAAGAAGUGAUUACAUAUAGUGAGUACGUAACCUCAUAGCAGAAUAUGCAUUUGAGGCAUGGCUUUAUCCAGUCAUCUAAAAAUAACCAGUCUUCUAGACUUCCCACUCCCUCAAAAAAGAAGCCAGUCAGGACUAUUUGGAAAACAGAGUUACUGCUGUAUCCCCAGCUCCACAGAAGCUUUCAAGGUCACCAACAUCAAGUCAUCAAGGAAAAGCUGUCUAGUUCGUGGUGUUACACAUGUGCCAUAGCUUACAGCAUUGUCCAGUACAGAAAUUGUUUUAUGCAGACUGAAGUGAGCUGAUUUUGAAGGACAUUUUACUGAAUGCAUUAUCUGUAUAUAUUAUACAUGCACAUAUAAAUAAAAAUAAGGAAACCAUUCACA
This is a messenger RNA of Neopsephotus bourkii (Bourke's parrot), 1427 nucleotides long. It is a transcript of the gene GPA33, whose product is annotated as glycoprotein A33. NCBI's taxonomy places the organism in Eukaryota, Metazoa, Chordata, Aves, Psittaciformes, Psittacidae. The record is from RefSeq and is a predicted model, not a curated record. The transcript has 7 exons. Gene Ontology annotation, cellular component: plasma membrane. Bases 1 to 876 code for a protein of 291 amino acids.